AGGAGGAAAUGGAAAGAAACGGAUCGGAGCUUGACUUGCCGGGAUUCCGGUUCCACCCAACCGAGGAAGAGCUACUGGAGUUUUAUCUCCGGCGAGCUGCCUGCGGGAAGAAGCUUAACUUCGACAUUAUUGGAACACUCAAUCUUUACCUUUAUGAUCCCUGGGACCUUCCUGCUAUGGCAAAGAUAGGCGAGAGAGAGUGGUACUUCUUUGUGCCAAGAGACCGGCGGCAUUCAAAUGGGGGCCGGCCGAACCGAACGACGGAACGAGGGUUCUGGAAGGCCACCGGUUCGGACCGUCCCAUACGCAGCGUUGUCGAUCCCCGCCGUCUUAUUGGACUCAAGAAGACCCUCGUCUAUUAUUGCGGCCGCGCUCCUCGUGGAAACAAGACUGAUUGGGUCAUGAAUGAAUAUCGUCUCCCUUCAUUUCCCAACCAAUCCUCCACCUCGAAUUCUUUCAAGGAAGAUAUAGUACUAUGCAAGGUCUAUAGAAAAGCGGCGUCGCUGAAGGAGCUAGAGCACAGGGCGGCUAUGGAAGAGGAUAGCCGGGCUUCACAUGGAGGCACGAUGUCGGCAACCUCUUCUGAACAGGAUGAUGUUCAGAGGUUGGGCUACGAUGAAGUUAUUAUGGAAAUGAAAGAGGAGUUUGAGAUAAAUAUCCCAACUGAUCAAUUUUCCUCAUCCACGGAAGAUCAAUUUCGAUCGCCGACGUUGCCAUUACUCGAUUCAUCACAGGCCUAUCGAUCGCUUCCAAUUGGAUUCGAGUCAACAACAAAAGUUCAAGGACAGCCGAAUCUGUUGUCUAAGACUCCGGUGAACCGACAGGCACCGAAGCUGCCGGCGCUUCAAGUUCCCAACCACACAAGCUUUGAUUGGGUGCAAGACCCGUUCCUGAGCCAGUUAAGGAGUCCAUGGCUUGACCAGUGGUCUCCUCUAUAUGCCAAUUUGCUUAACUUGUGA
This is a messenger RNA of Phalaenopsis equestris, 959 nucleotides long. RefSeq names its product NAC transcription factor 32-like. The record is from RefSeq and is a predicted model, not a curated record. Gene Ontology annotation, biological process: regulation of DNA-templated transcription. Bases 9 to 959 code for a protein of 316 amino acids. NCBI's taxonomy places the organism in Eukaryota, Viridiplantae, Streptophyta, Magnoliopsida, Asparagales, Orchidaceae. The transcript is spliced from 3 exons. Gene Ontology annotation, molecular function: DNA binding.